Laccaria bicolor S238N-H82 is the source of this 1293-nucleotide messenger RNA. RefSeq lists its product as uncharacterized. The transcript is spliced from 3 exons. The record is from RefSeq and is a predicted model, not a curated record. Gene Ontology annotation, molecular function: glutamine synthetase activity. NCBI's taxonomy places the organism in Eukaryota, Fungi, Basidiomycota, Agaricomycetes, Agaricales, Hydnangiaceae. The coding region runs from base 1 to 1293 and encodes 430 amino acids.
AUGGCCGAACCAAAACCUGCACAACCACCACCAGAACAAAUAGGCGUCGUCUACACACCCUUCACCGAUCCUCAACUUAAUCCGCCGGACGCAAGGGAUAUCAUCAGGAAAAACGUGCCUCAGGGGAUUUACUACGACCCAUAUUCAUUCGACUUCGUCCGCAUUCAAUGGGUCGACCUUAUUAACAACAUCAGAUAUCGCAUCAUCACUAACGCUUACUUUGCGAAACUCCUCUCUUCAUCGGUGCGCCCAGGUGUGUCGAUCACCAAAUGCGCGUUAGGGCUCGUCUUUUUGUCGCUGGCUGAUGGAUUCAGAAAAGCCAAAAACGAACUUGACCUCUCCUUCCUCAUCGGCAUUGAAUCCGAGUUCAUCCUCCUGAAACAAACGAACCCCAUCGAAGCAGUGAACAACCACGGCUGGUCUAACUCCACCGCCUUGCCCUCCGGCUCCAUCGAAGCCAAAGUCCUGGAGGAAAUCGCGGAUGCCUUGAAUGCUGCUGGGAUAGAGCUGCAGAUGUAUCAUGCCGAAGCUGCCCCGGGACAAUAUGAAGUUAUCACGGGGCCGUUGGGACCACUUCAGGCGGCUGACGCGCUUGUACAUACGAGGGAGACAAUUUAUAACAUUGCUAGUAAACAUGGGUUGAGGGCUACGUUCGCUCCAAGGGUUUAUAUGGAUCGCUGCGGAAGCGCAGCACACACACACAUAUCAAUUCACUCCUCCACCCCACCCUCCCCUUCCAUUUCCUCACCAAACUUAACAUCCCUCGAAGCCUCCUUCCUAGCUGGGCUCCUCGCCCACCUCCCCUCCUUAACAAUCCUCACACUUCCCCUCAGCGCCUCCUACAAACGCAUGGUUGACAGUGCCUGGUCAGGGGGCACCUACGUCUGCUGGGGGACCGAUAACCGCGAAGCUCCAAUAAGGCUAUGUAACGCCACCUCUCCCUCGUCUCGGAACUUUGAAGUGAAAUGCGUAGAUGGGACGUCGAUUCCGUAUUUGGCGUUUGCGGGGCUUAUAGCGGCUGGCGUAGAGGGUGGUGUGAAGAUCAACAGGGCACUUGAGAUGAGGGAUUGUAGUGCCCAUGGAGAAGUUGGGAAGACGGCGGCGGAUAUGGGGGAGGAGGAGAGGGCGAGGUGUGGGAUUACGGAGAGGUUGCCGUUGAAUUGGGAGGCAGCACGGGAGGCGUUUAGGGGUGAUGCGGUGCUUGGGGAGGCGUUUGGGGAGGCGUUUGUUACGGGGUAUUUGAAUGUUAAUAAGGUGCGGUUUCUGAUUUUUGUGCUGGAGAGGACUGACUGA